AUGAAGGUUAAAUUGAGGAAAAUAUGUUUUGAAAAUAUAAAGAUUAAAAACAAUUCUUUAGUUGGAGCCAAUCUUGUAAGAUGCAAUUUAAAUGAAUCUCAAUUAGAAAAUUUGGAUAUAAGUGGGGAUAAUUUGAAUGAAGCUUAAUUAUUUAAUUGUCAAUGGAAAAAGUUGAGAAUACAUGAGUUACAUAAAUUAGAUAGUUAUAAUAAUACUGUCUAUUCAUUAUGCUUCUCUCCAGAUGGUAUUGCAUUAGCAUCUGGUAGUAGGGAUAAUUCUAUUCUUUUAUGGGAUAUUAAGACAGGAAAAUAAAAAUCCAAAUUGAAUGGUCAUAGUGCUGCUGUCUAUUCACUACUUCUCUCUAGAUGGUACUACAUUAACAUCUACUAGUAGCGAUAACAUUAUCUGUUUAUGGAAUGUUAAGACUGGACAAUAAAUUUAAAUUUUAGAUUAAAGUUAAAAGAUAAAGUUUCAUUGUUCUAAUCCUUCCUUUAAAACAAUAAUUUUUCAGAAAAAGGUGGUAUUGAUUUUAAUUUCAUUUAGUUAAUUCGAAUUUAACUAUUCUUGCAAUAUCCUAAUAUCCGAACUUAUAAGCAUAAAAAGCUUUAAUUUUCAAAGGAGAAUUUUUUUUAAAUCAUUCAGGGAUUGAAUUAAGAAAACUAUUUUAAUAAGAAGGAAGCUACAUUUUGGAAAGCUAACUUUAAAUUUUAUAAAACAUAAUUUAAAAUUGA
Paramecium pentaurelia is the source of this 731-nucleotide messenger RNA. The record is from the annotation of a GenBank genome assembly. NCBI's taxonomy places the organism in Eukaryota, Ciliophora, Oligohymenophorea, Peniculida, Parameciidae.